AUGGAUCAUUUGUCGCAGCUGUUGGGCCAGCGGCCUGGUGCUGCGGCUGAGACAGAACAGCUGAAUCAUGAAGUGACCACAGAUACCAGUGUAUGGGCUGCAGGGCUGCAUGUAGGUGAGUCGUACAAUGGCGCAAAGCCUUCAGCCUGGGACGACACAUACUUGGCCUCGAUGCCAGCCAAGGCAGCUCCGCGUGUAUCGCUGGCGGUUAGCACAGACUUAAAGCAGUGGAAUUACCGCUACAUGUUUGAAAAGAAAGGCGAGCGUAGUUUGGAGCUCGAUAGCCGUCUCAACGAGAUGGCGGACGUACUCCAGCAAGCGUUUGGACUUUCGCAGGAAUGGGAAGAUCCGUCCAUACCGAACCAGGCCAGUAUUUUCACAGUAGGGCGUAUAUGCACACGCUUGGAUCCCGUUCCAUCGGCUGCCAAGGCGACGGAAGCCGCACCACAGGAUGUGCCCUCGCAGAAACUGACAGCGACGAACCUGGUCUUGGAAACGAGUCGAAUGGUCGGCAACGGCCAGCGUGUCUCGCUUGCCUUAGACCCGAAAUGCAUGGUGCGGUAUGCAUGGUCGGACGAAGCGACACAGGCGUCCAGUAUCGUGGGUCUGUUCCCAGGUAUGAUAGUCGGUCUUAAAGGACGAAAUGGCUCUGGCAACAAAUUUGUUGCAGAGGAACUAUUGAUGCCGCCGGCUUUGCCGCACCCUGCUACAAGUCGAGAGGAAAUGCUUUUGCAUCAGUAUGAUGAGGCCAAAUUGCAUGGCACGGCCUUGCGUGUGGCCGCGGUCAGUGGUCCCUAUACUGAGCCUAAGGACUUGUCGUUUGCGCCUUGGCAUGCGUUCAUGUCGCACAUGGAAGCGGCCCAGCCUGAUGUGGUUGUCGUGAUGGGCCCAUUUGUGAGUGCUAAGCAUCCUUUGGUAGCCUCAGGUGCCAUUGAGGAGCUACCUACUGAUAUGUUCAAGCGGCACAUAUCCCAACGACUAGCGCGUUUGAUGGAACGUUCGCCGUCUACUAUGGUCAUUUUGGUACCUAGUACAGAUGAUAUUUUCCAUCCUCAUUUUGCGUAUCCUCAGCCGUUCAUUGACAAGGCGGAUCCAGCGUUAGGCUUGCCGAAGCGUGUUCGGUGCCUACCAAACCCGAGUGUAUUCUACAUAAACGAAAUUGCCAUUGGUGUAAGCACCGCCGAUGUGCUGGGCGAUUUGCGUCGAGAGGAAUUGGUGCAGCGUGUCCAGCCAGGGCCGAGUGCGGAAGGAAAGCCAGCGACGCCAUCGACCAAGGGCACAGAUCCCAUGAUGCGCUGGGCCCGCCACGUACUAAGCCAGCGCCAUUUCUAUCCGCUCUUCCCUUCAUCCUCGGCGUCACAACUGCCCUUGGACUUGUCGCACUCACGUCUAUGCACGCUAGACCAAAUUACGCCGGAUAUCGUGCUGCUUCCGUCGCCACGGACCAAGCCUUUCUUGCGUGUGGUUGAUUCUACAGUAGUGAUCAACCCAGGCACGCUAGCACGGAGUGGUAUGGAUGCACCUGGGCCGUCGUUUGUGCGCAUGCAAAUCGACCCACUCCCGCGGUCGACGUUGGUUCGUGCUCCGGGAGAAAGCCAAGAAAUGAUAUCACAUGAGGUCUACCAGCGUGCGCGCAUAGAUUUGGUGCACACAGAGAAACAGUAG
Molecule: messenger RNA, 1665 nt
Organism: Malassezia pachydermatis
Lineage: Eukaryota; Fungi; Basidiomycota; Malasseziomycetes; Malasseziales; Malasseziaceae
Product: alpha dna polymerase
Exons: 4
Coding region: 1-1665 (554 amino acids)
Biological process (GO): DNA replication initiation; DNA replication
Cellular component (GO): alpha DNA polymerase:primase complex
Molecular function (GO): DNA binding
Source: RefSeq, a predicted model, not a curated record